AUGACCACUUUCCAUCCGCCAACCACGGCCGAGCUGGUGAUGCUUCCCAGAGGCCCGCAGACGAUGGCGAUCAAAAACGCUACCCAAACCAAGCUGGUCAAGGUCGAUGACUGGAAAAUCGUGGAAAAAGUCGUGGUUGAGGCAGUUGUGUGUCGCACCACCGUCUCGCCGACUGACAGUGCGUCGGUGUUGGUGACAGAGACGGCUAAACAGGAGAUACUGUGGCCGGAGUUUGUCAACAUGGCAGGAUCGAGGGACAUGAUGGGCGUCGAGUUCAACGAGGCCAAAGAAUGGCAUGAGAAGCUGGUGGCGAUGGACCGCGAGGAGCAGCGGGAGGAGGAGCAAGAACCAUCGUUAUUGCAAUGUCUGUUCUGCUGUUGCUGGCCCCGAUGUGUAUGCUGUUGGUAG
Messenger RNA from Capronia coronata CBS 617.96, 408 nucleotides. RefSeq lists its product as uncharacterized. The transcript has a single exon. The record is from RefSeq and is a predicted model, not a curated record. Bases 1 to 408 code for a protein of 135 amino acids. Lineage: Eukaryota; Fungi; Ascomycota; Eurotiomycetes; Chaetothyriales; Herpotrichiellaceae.